This is a messenger RNA of Quercus lobata, 1105 nucleotides long. RefSeq lists its product as uncharacterized. The transcript has 3 exons. The record is from RefSeq and is a predicted model, not a curated record. Lineage: Eukaryota; Viridiplantae; Streptophyta; Magnoliopsida; Fagales; Fagaceae. The coding region runs from base 131 to 907 and encodes 258 amino acids.
GUGAUAAAUUAGCUAGUCCAAUAUCUUAGCUCUUAGGGAGAUUUUUGAGAACACUGAGCCUCCACCACACGAACAAAAGCAAGAAAACAUGACCAAACUCAGAAAAUAUUUCUUCUACCAUUAAUCCUCAAUGGCGAUCCCAUGUGCAUCAUCUCUGAAGAUAUUUCCUCUUUCAUCGUUCUCUCGUUGUUUUCCUCCUAAAGCUGAUCAUGAUUCCUCCACCUUUUCUUCAUCACCAUCACCAUAUGUCCCCAAGACUCAUUCUGAAAAGCCUUCCAAACUCAUAAAAAACUCUUUCAACUCCUCCUUUCGCCUUUCAUAUCGAUUCUCUGCUGUAGAAGACGACUAUGAUGAUGAUGACACCAGUGAUAACUGCAGCUUUGACGAAGCUGUCAUGCUCUUCAAUGACAGAGAAUACUAUAAAUGCCAUGACUAUCUUGAAGCUCUCUGGAACAUGGCCCAAGAGCCUACCAGAACUCUUAUUCAUGGUAUUCUACAAUGUGCUGUAGGAUUUCACCACCUCUUUAACCAGAACCAUAAAGGAGCCAUGAUGGAGCUAGGAGAGGGACUCUGUAAGCUAAGAAAGAUGAAUUUUGUGAGUGGACCAUUUCAUCAGUUUGAGCAAGAGAUUUCUGCAGUUCUUGAUUUUAUUUACCAGACCCAGAUUGAAUUAGCUGCCUGCACUGAUGAUCUUUGUCUUACAAUGAAUCGAUCAGAGAGAUCAUACCAACUUCUAGGGGGCUACGGAGCUGGACAACGUCUAUAUAGUCUUCAAAGUGACCCUAAUCAAAUAGUGUACAUUAUGUUCUGCCCCCAGAGGUCUAAUGGUACCAAUAUGGCACCAAGGGUAAAGCUUCCGAUCCUUAAUGCAACCAAAGAACACCUCCUGGCCUUUGAGUAUAGAUGAAUUUAUGCUAAAAGCAAUUAUGUAGUUUUUUGUUUUUUUGAUAACAACAAUUACGUAGUUAUUGUAGAUAUUAGUUGGUUGAAUGGGCUUAAGAUUGGAUCCCACUUGCAAUAAGUUAGAGUUAGGACAUUUUAUACUCUCACAUCUAUUAUUUCACAUCCAUUUUCAUGUUUUAAAAUGCGAACAUUUUCAUAUCAA